This is a messenger RNA of Manis pentadactyla (Chinese pangolin), 2172 nucleotides long. Its product is annotated as low affinity immunoglobulin epsilon Fc receptor. The transcript has 11 exons. Bases 218 to 1090 code for a protein of 290 amino acids. Gene Ontology annotation, molecular function: signaling receptor activity. NCBI's taxonomy places the organism in Eukaryota, Metazoa, Chordata, Mammalia, Pholidota, Manidae. The record is from RefSeq and is a predicted model, not a curated record.
GGGUGGGUCUGCCUGCAGAAGGCGUCUCUCCGGGGCAGAUCCUCACCCCAGCCCAGGGCCCUUGCCAGCCUCUCCAGCAGCCCCAAUAAACCAGAGGGACAGCGACACGCUCAAAACUCAUAACCCCGAUCCCAGCCAGAGCCGCGACCGUGCAGUCCAGGGAACCUCUCUUGGGUGGUGAGCACCCCGUCGCUGGGAGGAUCCAAGCAGGGCUGCCAUGGAGGAAGGCUCCUACUCAGUGGAGUUUUCUAGGCUCCGCAGAAGGCGGCAGUGCUGUGGACGGGGCAUGCAGCUGGGGGUGCUGGCGCUGGUGACCGUGGCGCUGUGGGCCGGGCUGAUGACGCUGCUUCUCCUCUGGCACUGGGACAGUGUGCGGAACCUGAAGCAGCUGGAAGGGACCACUGCGUGGAACAUGUCUCAGGUUUCCAAGGACGUGAGCAGACAGAAGGGUGACCAGAAGGCCCAGAAAUCCCGGGCUGCCCAGAUGACACAGGACAUGGAGAGAAUCCAGGCGGAACAGGAGCGGCUGAAGGCUCAGGGCUCUGAGCUCUCGCAGAACCUGGACGGACUUCUGGAGGACCUGAGCAGCCUCAAGUCCCAGAGUUUGAACGAGAGGCGCACAGACUUGGGUUCACUGGAGAGACUCCAGGAGGAGGUGGCGAGGCUGUGGAUAGAGCUGCGCGUGUCCAACGGCUCCGUGUGUGACACGUGCCCCGAGAAGUGGGUCCAUUUCCAGCGGAAGUGCUACUACUUCGGCGAGGGCCCCAAGAAGUGGAUUCAGGCCCGGUUUGCCUGUGAAAACCUGCAGGGGCGGCUGGUCAGCAUCCACAGCCGGGAGGAGCAGGCCUUCCUCACCAAACAUGCCAGCAGGAAGGGCUCCUGGAUCGGCCUUCGGGACCUGGACAUAGAGGGGGAGUUUAUCUGGAUGGACCAGAAGCCCCUGGACUAUACCAACUGGCGGCCCGGGGAGCCCAACAACCAGGCCCUGGGCGAGGACUGCGUGAUGAUGCAGAGCUCCGGGCAGUGGAACGACGCCUUCUGCGGCAGCCGGCUGGACGGCUGGGUGUGUGACCGGCUGGCCGCGUGCUGACUGCCCGCCGCCUCAGUGCGCCGGGGUCCGCUGGGAUGAGCUCCCGCACCCGGGCCCUGGCAGACCCCCACCCACCUGCCAGGUGCUCCCCUCCGCAUCACUCCCCACCUUGAACAUGGAGACAGCUGGGCCCACAGUGGGACCCUGAAGACCCCCAACUGAGGCCGCAUGCCUCUCUGGUGGUUAAAGGUCCCCAUGAUGUUUUCCCCACCCAAACGGAGGCAGCCGACCCAUCCCCAGCCUCCACCACUGCCCCAGGGGCCUGAACCUUGCUUCUCACCCCGGCUGGCACUACCACCUCCCUGCCCUCAAGAGCUCAGACUUCCCACUCCAAGAACCUUCCAGGGAUCAGCAGGGGUCACCUUGGACCUCUCACUGUCUGAUGGAGUCUAGAGUGGAUGCCCCCGCCCUCCCCAGAUGCAGCCCUGGUGUCUCCCUGAGGCUGGGCUGGAGGCACCUCCUAGUAUGGCGAACUCAGCAUCAGCCCUUGUCCCCUAUGUCAUUGCAAGAAGCAUUUACUGUGCAGGAACUGGAGAUGAAGCCUCGGGGGCCCAAUGGAGCAGAGAUAUCCCCCAGAGCCCCAGGGAUAUUGCAGGGCAAGGCAGGGGACCCAGUUGAGCCUGGUCCCCCAGGCCUGGCUGCUGGGGAGAGGCGAGGAGGUGACACAAGGCAAGUGCUCAGAGUGGGCCCGGUGCACAGUGGGUGCUCAGUAAGCAGAUGCUGCAAAAACUGACCCUGCGGCCUGUCCAGGUCUGGAGGAACCGACCCUCCCCUGCCAGCUGCUGGGGAGGCCUCCCCCCCACCCCGAGCUCCCCCGCCCUCCCGUCUAAAAUGACAGCCCCUUCUCCGGAUUCCUUUUACCCCCUGUGCUGUCGCCACGGUGCUGUCCUUCCGAUGAAAGGUGUGAUUUACUGGGGUGAGAAUGGGAGCUUCAGGAGGGCAGGCGCCUGUUUUGUUUUCCGCUGUGUCCCCAGCGCCUGGUGUACAGUAGGCACCCCAAAAAUAAACGUCUGUGGAGUUAGCGCGUGGCCAUGGGGAAAUGACCUCUUCUCUCCGAACCUGUGGAAUGGGACGCUGCCUGC